GACCCAGAUUCCUAGUCAAGUUUGUGACAGAAGCAUAUUUCCCUUCGGAUCGGGAUAUUAUCAGAGAAGCCUGGGUUGUUGGGGAUCUAAAAGACAGGCUAGGUAUAAAACACCGUAAACGAUCCAAAGGUUCAACCCUGAACUCAGAAGAUGCUUCUCUUUUCCGGCCACAUCUACGUACAACGUCGGACAAUUCGUCCUCGGAUCAGGAUCGCGGCGAUUACCAGCCCGUGGCAUCGCCCUCAUCGUCUCCGAGACCCAUUGGGAGUCCAUCUGAGCUUGAUUUACCUCCACCAGGCCGACGCGAACCUACAGCGAUGUCAUAUUACUCGGCAUCCGAUAUACCAGUUUCACAUACCCCGAUACCCCCUUCCCGCCCUCAGUUAAAUCUCCAUCCUUCAUCCGCAGAACAAAGGCGACCAGAGAGAUCUAUGGCGUCACCAACUAGUCCUUCUAGGCCAGGGCCAUCUAGCCCAACUUCUCCCGUCAUGGCUGGAUCCUCUGUGCCACACAGCUCAGCCUCCAAUCGUAGCCCCACUCCCGGACAUCUUGCACCGGGAGAGUAUGAGAUGUCCAUGAGACCCUCACUUCACUCUCCAGAACCGAGUAGUGCUUCCCGCUUCUCUCAGGCAUCAUUUGUGACUGCCUCAGAUGGAGGAUGGGAAGCGCAGAACGACGACGGGGCGACUCUCUCUUCACGACCCAUGUGUUUGUUUUGUAUCACCGGUCCGCCAUUCAUGCUUGAUCUCAAAGAUGACGAUGUUUUGCCACAAUUUGG
Acaulospora colombiana is the source of this 778-nucleotide messenger RNA. NCBI's taxonomy places the organism in Eukaryota, Fungi, Glomeromycota, Glomeromycetes, Diversisporales, Acaulosporaceae. The record is from the annotation of a GenBank genome assembly.